AUGUCGGUGAGACGAAUUCGUUCUAUCACAUCCUCUACUGUUGCGCGAAACAUACUCUCACGCACGGCGCAAAAAAGCUUUACCUCGUUUUCCGCUCCUCCAAUUCUUCGACUAAAAGUGACGGCGACGAAGCCAACAGCCCCGUCUGCUCUUACUCUUACUGCUCUUACUAUUCAUUCUAGCAGCAGGAGAAUGUUUUGUCGGGUUGUACCAUCUAAUGUGUCGUCUUCCUCGUCAAUGUCUAUGCAAAGUCAUUCGUCAGGUACGCGAGUAGGAUCCUCGACGUUCGCGAACGGUGGCGUCUGUCUUCGUCGUGCGUUCUUUUAUUAUCCUCGAACGAUGACGACGACGACGACACACGUUGGCCGCCAGCAAAGCUUCUUGCUCACGGAGCGACAACAGCGAAAAGCGGGAACUAAUAGGGUACGAAGAAGCUUUCAGUUUGCUCCAGUUUCUAAACAAUCGGCAUCGGGUGGCUCGAGAAAUACAAGAAGCAACGCGACGAAUGGUGCCCGAGGAAAUGCGAGCGCAGCAUCCCCUGGUCCUGGUGCUGCAAGCAAACCGAAACCAUCGUCUGCGAGCACUGCUUCCUCUUCAGCCUCCUCUGCGAAAACUGCGACUUUACCAAAAGCUCCGCGAGCGCCGAAAAAGAAGAAAGGGCCAGCAAACGGCGCAAACGGCGGUGGCGCCGGCGCCGGCGACAAGAGUAGUCCGCCGUCAAACCGAAGGAAUAAUAAUAACAACAAGACCGGUCGCAACAGAAACGGCGGUGGUCGAGGAAAUCAACAACAGAAAAACUUCAAGAAGAAUUCCGCCGCGAGCGGCGCAAAUCAAAACGAAAGCUUAAAUGCCAACGUUUUGACGUGUCCAAACGGACGCGAGCGAUUGAAACGCAAAGAGGCAAAGGAGUUUUUAGAUCUCUUUAAAGAGCAAACUGGAGGCACGGCGUUGUGCAAAUCUGUGGACGAUUCAAAGAACGUGUUGCAUUUUGUGCAACAAAAGAUGUUGUUUAAACAGAAAAUUUCGUAUCAGACUAGUGGACCGCCGCACAGUAGGCGUUUCGUCUCUACUCUAGAAGUUCCGAUACAAACUGCUGCAUUUCAAUCGUUAGAUGUGUUACCAUCUUCGGCAACAGUUAACGGCGAUGUGGUAACUUUUAUGGGAGGCGGCAUUGCGUUCACCAAAAGAGAGUCCUCAUCACUCGCCGCUUUGGAUAUAUUGAAACAGCUUUUAGAGUCUGGCAUUGACCCAAAAGCACCUCCAAGCGUUGCCAAGAUGAAAGAAAAAGAAAUGAAAGAAAGAAUUCAAAAUGCGCAAGCUUUACUGGAGUUAGUUGAUAGCUCGAGACCUUCUAUCGACAUAUCCAAGAGACGAGAUGGAAAAGCUGGUUUUGAGGCGGUGUUAUCUUGCUUUGUCGACGGAGGAAAGAAGCUCGAAGGUGUUGGAUACGGUAAAUCAAAGUCCGAAGCUGAAGGAAACGCACUUCUGAACGCGUCGGAGGAACCUUUGAAGGAGUUACUUGGCGAGAACGUGAUGAAAAGAUUGCAAAAAGUUAUCGCGGACUCUCCUGGGGGCCACGUUGCAACGCUGAGAAUUCAAGCCUUACCGGAUGAAGCAGUAGAAGUCCUCGUCAAUGCUAUGGGGUCUCCUGAUGAGCAUGACGAAAGAGUGAUGGCUUUGAAAACCGAAUGCCAAGAACUCGAACGACGCAGAGAAGAGAAGGCGGCGCGCAACGCCGAAAGUGGAGGAAAUACCAGUUGGAGGAAGAAAGGUGAAAACUUGAACGAGUACCUCUUUAAAUCCAAAAAUGCAGAAGAUUUAUCCAAAGCGGAGGAGAUUUUGGUCAGUAAGUACCGAGAAGAGCAAGCAAAGACGUCGCAAGAGAUUUUACAGGAAGAAAUCGAGCGCGAAAGACGAGCGAAUGAGGAUAUAGAUUCAGAAGAAGCUAAAAUGGCACGUUUCCGAGAAAAGUUGCCAAUUAUUGAAUUGAAAGAGGAUAUGUUGAAAGCGCUAGAGACCCAAUCAGUCGUAGUUGUUUCUGGUGGAACUGGUACGGGUAAAUCUACGCAAUGCCCGCAGUAUAUUUUAGAAGAUGCCCUAAGGAAAGGUAGAGGUGCAGAAACCAAGAUUAUCGUCACGCAGCCGCGCCGAAUUGCGGCAAUCUCAGUUGCCGAGCGCGUCGCCGCGGAACGCUGUGAACCGAUUGGAAAUUCCGUUGGUUACCGCGUCCGUUUACAUGGGUCCGAACCUAGAAGUAUUGGUGGUACUGUCCAGUUCGUCACCACGGGUGUUUUGUUGAGACGAUUAGUUCGCGAUCCAGAAAUAUCGGACGUUUCCCACGUGAUUAUCGAUGAGGUACACGAAAGGGACAUAAACACGGAUUUCUUACUCGUACUUUUGAAGGAAUUGAUUCAAACCAGAAGAGAUCUAAAAGUAAUCUUGAUGUCUGCAACUCUAGAUGCUGAAUCAUUCUCAAAAUAUUUCACAAUGGAUACCGACAUUGCUCGGCAAACGCCGUUGCUAUCUGUGCCACCGAAGCCACGACAUCCAGUCGAACUUCAUUACCUAGAAGAUAUACUAGAGCAAACGCAAUCAGACAACAGCAGAAAUGGCGAUGGUUUAGGAAUACCGAGUGCAAAUUCAAAUGUAAACGACGAUGGUGACGAUAUUAUAGUUCAAAACAAUGAAAAUGAAAUAACGAAGAUUGGCCAAGACGACGAUUGGCCACCAAUCGUUCGUCGUCUCGCGGCUGAACUAUUGCACGUGCAAGAUAUCUCGCUCGCUCGUGAGCUCGAAGAAGUUGAAGCGGAAUCGAGAGCCUCCAUGCAGAUUGAGCGCAUCGCUGAUGCCGAAGAUGCUGGUGAACAGCCAGAGUUUUCGGAAGAUGAAUAUGAGGAUGACGAUGAGGAUGACAGUGUCGACGACGACGAUGACAGUUUGAACGCUUGGGAAGAUCGGAUGAAAAACGAUGGUAGAAAACACUCGCACGGUCGACCGAGAUUACAAGCUUUGCGUAAAGCCGUCGCGCUGAAGAACGAUCGAUCGGAGUUGGGGAAACCAGGAGUCUCUGGGUUCGGUGGUGGUAAAAUGCGAGUAAAUAAGAAUACCAAACUUGGUGAUCGCGAUCAGUCCGAAGUUGCCGUGAAUUUAGUGGCCGAAAUUGCAACCCACAUUGCGAACAAAGAAAUCGAAAACAAUAGAAAAGGUACCGUGCUUUGCUUUCUUCCAGGUUGGGACGAGAUUAAAGCUGCAACAGAGCUCAUACGAAAAUCUACCACGUACAACGAAGACACUAUGAAAAUCAUGCCGCUUCAUUCGUCCGUCCCGCAAGAAGAGCAGCAAGCAGUGUUUACGCCUGCGAAAGAAGGUACGAUGAAGAUAAUUUUGUCUACGAAUAUCGCUGAAUCGUCGGUGACUAUCGAUGAUGUACUAUCUGUGAUUGACGCUGGUCUGGUACGAGAAAUGUCCUACAACGCGGAAAGCGCCAUGUCUUCCAUGGAAACGGUAUUGAUAUCAAGUGCUUCGGCAACUCAGAGAUCUGGAAGAGCCGGCAGGGUCGCUCCUGGAUCGUGCUUUCGUCUCUACUCUAGAGGUGUGCACGCUUCUAUGGCUGAACGCCCCACUCCUGAAAUACAGAGAACGGCAUUGGAAGCGACGUGCUUGCAGACGGCAGCGAUGACGGAAAGUGGUAUUCAGAGAUUCUUAUCGAGAGCUUUAGAUCCUCCGAGCGAAGAUACGGUAAUGUAUGCUGUUGAUCGAUUGACCAAGCUGGGUGCGAUUCAAACCAUUGAAAGUGGCGAAAAGUUGACAGCCUUAGGUAGAACGAUUUCCAAUCUACCGAUUGAUCCAGCCAUCGCGCGAAUGCUUCUUUUGGGUUGCGUCACAAAGUGCUUAGAUCCCGUUUUGACGGCGGCGGCUUCGUAUUCAUCUCGCGAUCCAUUUUACACGCCUCCAGGCAUGCGAGAUGAAGCGAGAGCUAUUCGCAAAUCGUUCCACGACUCUUCAGAUUUACUCUCGGUGUGCCGGGCGUGGGAUCAGUGCAACGAUCUGUUCAACAACCGGGAUUACGACACCGCUCGCCGUUGGGGCUCUGACAACUUUAUCUCAAUCGCAGCCAUGAGUAAUUUGACUUCUGUCCGAUCGCAAUUACUGAGCGAUUUAGUGAAAUUAGGUUUUGUUUCUGAGCGAGACUGCGAGGGAUAUGGUCAAAGGAGAGUGUUGCGUUACGAUUCUGGAAUAAACACGCACGCCAAUAACGAGGCGCUUUUUAAAGGCAUAUUGGCGACUGGUCUUCCUUCGAAUCUUGCCGCACGAAGAUCUUUGGGCGCAUUUGGUACUUUGCGUACGCGCACAGAAAGCCACGCAGGAUUGCACCCCUCUGGAGUUGCCUUCCACCGGAAACCUCCACGAGGUGUCGCUCCUUUGCCGAAGUGGUUCGUUUACCGUGAAAUGGUGCUCUCUUCCUCCGUUUUCCUUCGAGAUUCAACUGCACUUUCGCCCGAGCAGGUUGCCAUGUUUGCUGGUCAUCAAAUCUCGUUUGCACCUAAAGUAGAGGAAGCUCAAAACGAUAGUACCGAAAGUGAUGAUGGUUUACUAAAUGCGGACGGAUCGGUCAACGCCUCCAUGGAUAUCGAUAUGUCGUUUGACGGAGACGACAUGGUCCCGUCGUCACGUUUCGACCGCAGCGCUGCAGGCAGAGCUAAGUUUCUCUUAGACGAGUGGGUAUUUUUAGAUUCGAAUUGCGAAGAUACCAUGGAUUUACUCCGAGACGCCAGGGAAGAGUUAAAUAUGGCGCUCAAUUGGAGAGUAAUGUAUCCUCGUAAGCCACCGCCAGAGUCCUCGGAGGAAAUCGUGGAUGCCAUCGCUCAGAUGCUCCGAAUAGUUGACGAACGUGAAAGAAGGAAGAAUAGAUCGCGAGCGCGUUUUUCGCGACAAUCGCCUUCUUCUUCUUCUUCUGGUGCUCCUUCAAGAAGAAAAUUUUAG
Molecule: messenger RNA, 4983 nt
Organism: Bathycoccus prasinos
Lineage: Eukaryota; Viridiplantae; Chlorophyta; Mamiellophyceae; Mamiellales; Bathycoccaceae
Exons: 1
Coding region: 1-4983 (1660 amino acids)
Cellular component (GO): nucleus; intracellular anatomical structure
Molecular function (GO): RNA binding; ATP binding
Source: RefSeq, a predicted model, not a curated record